UGAGCCGGAGCUGCUAACAUCCUCCCCCCAAAAAAUGGCUCAAUGCUGAAGUAUCUUCUUUAUUUAUUAUAAAUUUUAUCUUGUAUUUAUUUAUUCCUGUCAUGGCUGCUGCUCGGUGCGGCUGUCUCUGUGUGCCUUUGCCGCUCGUCCUCCUGCUGCUGCUGCUGCGGUGGCCGGGGCUGCGUGUCGCCGCGGAACAGGUCGCUCUGGUUGAGGUUCUGUUGGAGCAGCGGCCCGGUGUCAGCGCCCUGCUCCAGGGGGAGGUGAUGGAGCCCGACGGGGGCUCCGAGUACCGGGACGAGGUGGGAGAGGAGCUGGAGGGAGACCUGGUUCUGGUUCAGGACGAGCAGACACAGGUCGUCAGGGGACUUGAUGAGGAGAGCAACAAGAACCAGGAGCCGUGGAUCGGCGUGGUGCCCGUGGAGAUGGAUGACAGCAAAGCCUCCACUGGAAACCAGGAGUCCUUUGCUGAUGCAAUGGUCAAUAAAAUGAAGCGAGCCUUGGUGCUCGGAGCUUCGGCGCUGAUCAUUCUGGCACUCAACCGAAACACCGUCAGUGAGAUGGAUUUGUCUCAGGUUCUGUCCAAGCCCAUUAUUGUGAUCCAGACAUCAGAAAAUGUCACCAAGCUGAUUGGAGCUUUGCUCAGGGGCCUGCAGGCCACCGCCAGAAUCACAUACAGAACCAUCCUGCAUGACGACCUGGGAGCCACGCUCACGCUCUGGUCCAGCUGCGGGCGAUCCAGAGGCGGCCGAUACGGGGAGUGGCAGGGGGUCAUCUGCACGGGGGAGAGCAACUCGCAGGUCCAGAAGUACCUGCAGCAGCUGUGGGACACCGUCCUCCUGGUGGCGCUCAUCCUCUGCACGGGAGUCAUCGUUCAGGCCCGCUGGCAGUACCACGACCAACAGCUCAACGACAACCUGGAGCUCCUUCCUAAACAGGACGUCCUGAAGACGAUGUCCUCCCUGAAGAUCAGGACGUACCGCCAGCCCAAACCCUGGUGCGACUCCACACAGCCACUGGAGACCGACAACUGCGCCGUGUGUCUGGAGCCGUUCAACAACAACCAAUGUCUGCGUGUGCUGCCGUGUCUCCACGAGUACCACCGAGACUGUGUGGACCCCUGGCUGCUGCUGCAGCACACCUGCCCGCUGUGUAAACGCAGCAUCUUCAGUAGCGUCUGUAAAGACAGUUAACAGCCAUUUCUCCUCCAACUUCUGGGAAUCAAGUCUCAGCCGUGUUAACACGCUAGUAGCUUUUUUUUUUUUUUUUUUUUUUUUUAACUGACCUCAAACACUUCCGGUUUUCAGCAGUGAAUUGUGGGAACAAGCAUACAUCUGUUACAGUAGUUUUAAGGUGUUUUUCAGUCUCACGGUUGUCUCCGUAGGAGUAGGACAAGUCCUCAGUAGGCGGGAAUAUUUUGUGAGACACAGGGUGGAACGGAUUCAUAAAGAAAAGAAAAGGUACAAGAGGUAUUUGCAAACUGGGGACGGACUCUUUUCCAAAGGGGAUUCGAAGACGUAACAUUGUACAAAAGCUUCCUUGAGACUAAUAAACAGCCCGGCGUUCAGGACUGUGGAGCAGCCGGGUGGUCUCCACAACACUCUGAAGCCCUCCGGUACUGCUGUGGGCGAACAGCACCUCUUCCUGGGAUCUUGCUACGAUACAACAGUGGAAACAUUUGUCUGUGAAGCAGUGAAAAUAUGACUUUUUUUGUUUUGUGUGUGUGUGUGUGUGUGUGUGUGUGUGUGUGUGUGUGUGUGUGUGUGUGAGAAACAACAAAUCGACGACCUCAGCUGGUAUUUAUUGAGUCAGCGCCCUGUGCAGAACCAAUCAGUGUUUCCCGGACUGAAGCAUGGACAUGUUGACCGCCUGUUUAACGUCCCCGAGCCGCCACCUUCAGGUCAAACCAGGUCAGCAGACGAACCUCGGCCCUCAGCCACUUAUUAGUUUAGCUGUGGAGAUUCUGUAGAUGAAGUUGUGGAGUCGGUGUGUACCAGUGGACAAUACGUGGUGAUUGGUGUGUGCGAGUGUAUCCCGAGCAGAGAAGCCCCAAAACACAAAAAUACGUCUUGAUUUUCAGAGCUUGAGGUUUGUCAAAGGAGAAAACAAGUGAGGAAAUGGAUUUAUGUGAAAGUUUAUUCCCCAAAUUUGGAUUUUUUUUUGCUCAAUUUGUUCAUUUGAAGUCAAAAUUUUACCUCCAUUUUCAACAUUUGGACUUUAUCCUUCAAAAUAUUUUAUCUAUUUUCUCAGUUUCAAUUUGAUUUUCAAACUUCUUCACUUUGUUUUCAGCUUUAGUGCAUUACUCUUGAAAUUUUGGCUUUUUCUCUACAUUUUGACUCAGUUACUGCACUUUGUUUGCUCAGACUCAGCUGGAAACAUUUCUCUUACUUGUCCAAAUAAUGAUUAGUUUCAACCUGUUUCUUAAAACUAUUUUACUCCAAAUAUUUUGACUUUGUUGUUAAACUCCAUUGUUCACUGACUGUUAAAGCUUAAAAAUUCUUUACUUUAUUCUCAACCUUUCAGCUGUUUUUCAUAUUAUGACCUUUUUUAACCCAAUUUUAACUUUAUUUAUAAACUUUUGACCCAACCUGAGUAUGUCAGUUCCUCAGUUCCUAAAGAUUUUGCCAUCAAAAUAACAAGUUUUAACAAAAUUUCUUCUUCAUUCUCAUGAUUACUACUCAGAAAAGUCUGAAAAUGUGGCUUCAUGCUCAGAUUUUCUGAAGCUGUUUGUCUUCUUUUCUGUCGUUUUUACUCCUGUGGACUUCAUUUUGGUUGAACAGGUAGUUUGAAGAUGUUGAGGAGGCUCCUCUGAUGGAUUUCCAUCCAUUCCUUCUGCUUCUGUUUUUUUCCCCAUCCUUCCGGCAAGUUCUCUAAAUCCAAGCAGCUCUGGUGAAACCUGUUUUCCUCCGCGUCUUCCUCGUCUCUUCCUGCUGGCCGUGUCCUCUUGGAUUUCAUGUCCAAGUUGUGCACGCUGUCACAGCUGCUGCAUGCUAAAGGGAAAUGUUACACCAUGACUCUGAAUGACCGUGACAGGGAGAGAAGAGAUGGUGUACUUAUUGUACAAUAAAAUGUGC
This is a messenger RNA of Salarias fasciatus (jewelled blenny), 3074 nucleotides long. Its product is annotated as RING finger protein 215-like. Bases 102 to 1193 code for a protein of 363 amino acids. The record is from RefSeq and is a predicted model, not a curated record. The transcript has 10 exons. Lineage: Eukaryota; Metazoa; Chordata; Actinopteri; Blenniiformes; Blenniidae.